Messenger RNA from Candida tropicalis MYA-3404, 969 nucleotides. RefSeq names its product protein-lysine N-methyltransferase. The record is from RefSeq and is a predicted model, not a curated record. Lineage: Eukaryota; Fungi; Ascomycota; Pichiomycetes; Serinales; Debaryomycetaceae. The transcript has a single exon. The coding region runs from base 1 to 969 and encodes 322 amino acids.
AUGAAUAAACAACUAUUUGCAUACAUCGACCAGAGAGUUCCUGCGAGAUACUUACCAAUUGAUGAUAUCAGUUUCACAUAUGAAUCUCAAUUAGAGUUAGUGGAUCACGUAAAUCCUAUACUUUCUUUGAACUCAUUCUAUGUCAAGUCCGUUCUACGUGAAUACAUUUCCAGAAUUGAAAAAUCAAAUCAAGAUAUAGCCGAUGAACUCUAUGAACUAUAUUGUGAUCCUCAAAUAUUGAAUUCCAAAGAGUUGGACCCAUCUCAUCCCGAUAUAAUAAAAUACUAUAUUUCCGGCUUCAAUCAAUCAUUCACAGGUAAUGGUCAAGACACCAUCAUUAUUAAAGAAACACCAAGACUAAUCUCGGGAGCAAACACUACAGGUUUAAGAACAUGGGAAGCUGCAUUGUAUUUAUCAAAUUUCUUAAAUGAUAUUGAUUCACCGCCAUACGAUUUUAGAGACAAGACGAUUUUGGAACUUGGGUGUGGUACUGGUCUAGUCAGUUUGGCAAUUGCAAAAAGUUAUCACAACAAGGUUGGAAAUAUAAGACAAGUUAUUAUGACGGACGGAUCUACGAAUGUGUUUGACAAUAUCACCGAAACUAUGCAGUUGAAUGGACUAGCCGAGUCAGAUAUUAUCAAGUGUCAACAAUUGAUAUGGGGUGAAGAUACAACAAUUUCGACGGAUAUCGAUUACAUAGUCGCAGCUGAUAUUACCUUUGAUAGUAGGAUCUUAGAACCCUUGUGCAUGACCAUCAAUGAUUUAUUCAAGAAUAAUAACCUCCAGGCUGGUAUAAUUGCUGCCACCGUCAGAAAUAUAGACACAAUAAAUGACUGGGAAUCACAGCUAGAAAAAUGGUUUCCAGGACGAUGGAACAUUGUAUCAGGUAAUAGAAAUCCUCAUCUGAUUCAAUCAAAUUGUUGGUUUAAUGUCAACACCCAAGAGAUACGUGUAUAUGAAAUUAAAUAG